This is a messenger RNA of Cavenderia fasciculata, 1296 nucleotides long. RefSeq lists its product as uncharacterized. NCBI's taxonomy places the organism in Eukaryota, Evosea, Eumycetozoa, Acytosteliales, Cavenderiaceae. The transcript has 3 exons. The record is from RefSeq and is a predicted model, not a curated record. Bases 1 to 1296 code for a protein of 431 amino acids.
AUGACAGAUAUAUCAUUAUCAUUAUCUAUAGAUAUAGAUAAAUAUAAAGAAUUGAUUAGUAUUGGUUUAAAAUCAAUACUAUCAAGAACAUAUAGUAAAUAUGAUAAGAUAUUGUUUGUUGGUUCAUUAGCUUUACCUUUUUUAAUCAAUUUACCAAUUUAUGGAAUAAUACCAAAUAAUCAAGAUAAAAAGAUUGAAUCAUUUUAUAAUCAAGGUAUUGAAAAGAUUUUAAAUGUUUAUAAUGAAAUUCAAACAAAUAAUAGAAUCAUGAUAACUAGUGAUAUAAAAGAUAUGGCAACAUUGGCUGAAAAGAGUAAUAAGUUGUGUAGAAUAUUGGGUCAAAGAGAUGUAGUAUUGAUGUUGUUGAGAAUUAUUCUAGGUGCAGAGGAAAUAUGGGAAUCUAGUUAUAGUCAUCAAGCACCUCUAACUGAACAAAGUAUUCAUCAAAUUUAUACUCAUUUGGAUAAUGAUAAUAUAGUUUUAGAUUGUACUGAUUUAUUAAAUCAUAUUUUACCUUUUGUUUCAGAUAUACCUUUUGAUUUAUUUUAUCACAUUAUUAAUUAUCAUCCUUUAACACCAUCAAGUUAUAGAUUGGCAUGUGCGGUAUUGAGAACAAUGACUUUGAAAAGAUCGACCAUUCCAUCAUUUGUAAGUGUUGGAAUGAUUGAUAUAGUUGGAUUUUAUUUGGGUAAUCAAUUUAAAUCUGAAUAUUCACAAUUACAAGAUUAUUGGCUACAAGUUUCUCAAAUACUUUACAAGGAUAGACAUUUUAAAUCAUUACCUUUAGAGGAUCAAUCAUUUAUAGAGGAAUAUUAUAAAAUGGGUAGAUUUAGAUUAUGGUUACCAAAAGAAUUACGUCUCCCACCAAUUGGUACACUUUAUGAAACUUUAUCUGAUGCGUUUGGAUAUUAUCAAGGUUGGUUAAAUGGUACUACAUUAUUUGUUGAUAAUAUCUAUUCAAAUAAUUUAUUUUCAGAUUGGAUCUAUCGUCGAUUAGAUUCUACACUAUCAAGAUAUUUGGUUUGUUCAUUGUUUGCAUCAUCAUUGUCUUUUUAUUUUACAUUUCUACUUUCACCAAAAGGAAAGAUUUAUUACAUUUCAUCUGCUAUCAUUUCAAUGAUAAUAAGUCUUUAUCAAGAUAAAUUAAUUGCUCAUCAAAAAACAAGUGGUCCACUUUAUAAAGCUUUUAAACAACGUUUUCAAACUCCUGUCAACCAAAAUGAUAGAUUUUUUGAAAAUUUAAAUCAACAAAAUAUUAUUUAUAAUAAAUCUGAUAUUUUAAAUUAUCAAUUUUAA